Messenger RNA from Ostreococcus lucimarinus CCE9901, 2334 nucleotides. RefSeq lists its product with no specific name. The record is from RefSeq and is a predicted model, not a curated record. Gene Ontology annotation, biological process: COPII-coated vesicle cargo loading; intracellular protein transport; endoplasmic reticulum to Golgi vesicle-mediated transport. Gene Ontology annotation, cellular component: COPII vesicle coat; endoplasmic reticulum exit site. Gene Ontology annotation, molecular function: zinc ion binding; SNARE binding. Lineage: Eukaryota; Viridiplantae; Chlorophyta; Mamiellophyceae; Mamiellales; Bathycoccaceae. The transcript has a single exon. Bases 1 to 2334 code for a protein of 777 amino acids.
AUGCCGGGCGCGGCGAGCGCGACGGGGGCGACGUCGAGGAUAGAUCCGUCGCAGAUUCCGCGACCGCAGUACGCGAGUCACGAGGAAAGGGUGACGUAUAACACGAGAAGCGAGAUGGAUCAGGCCACGCAUCCGCCUUCGGCGACGUUGGAGUACGUCGGAUGCGACUUGGGGAGCGCCAACCCGAGAUACAUGCGAUCGACGCUGAGCAGCUUACCGAACACGGGAGACUUGCUGACGACGAGCGGAAUGCCGCUGAGCAUCAUGACUCGUCCUUUAGCGCUACCGCAUCCCGAGGAAGCGCCGAUUCAUUUGAUAGAUAACGGCAAGACGGGUCCGAUUCGAUGCGGUCGGUGCAAGGCGUACAUGAACCCGUACAUGCGCUUCCUGGACCACUUGAGAUUUGAAUGCAACUUUUGCUAUUUCGUCACCGAAGUUCCGCACGAGUACAUGUGUAACUUAGGAGCGAACGGUAAGCGCACGGAUUGGACGGAGCGACAAGAGCUGUGUAGAGGGACGGUUGAGUACGUGGCGCCGCAAGAGUACAUGGUGCGACCGCCCAUGGCGCCGACGUAUCUAUUCUUAAUCGAGGUCACGUCCCAAGCCAUUCACAGCGGUGUCACCACGAGCGCGUGCGAAGUCAUCAUGCGAACGUUAGAUAGCGUUCCCAAAGAUGCUCAGGUGGGGAUCGCCACCGUUGACUCAGCGAUUCACUUCUAUCACCUCAAGGAUGGAGCCGAGAAACCGUCGAUGCUCAUCGUUCCCGACGUGGAAGACUCGUACGCGCCGCUGAAGAGUGGUCUCGUCGUCUCCUUGGCCAAAAAUAGAGAAGCGAUUGAAAGUCUACUAAAGAUGAUUCCGGAGACGUUCUCGUCGACCGCACCUGGUCCGAAUGCGUCGACGGCGGCCAUCAAGGCGGGAAUUGAGUGUUUGAAACCGACGGGCGGCAAGGUGAUGGCUUUCAUGGCGACAAUCCCGAACGUCGGCCUUGGCAAGCUCGAAGCUCGCACGGGCACUGCCGGGCAGCGCACUGGGAACAUCGAAAAGGAGCCAUUGAAGUGUAUGGCGCCGGCUGACAAGGCGUAUCACACCAUGGCUACGUACGCCGCGGAGCAUCAAGUUUGCAUCGAUCUCUUCCUCUGCGUGUCCUCGGCGGUGGAUGUCGCCACGCUCGGAGUGCUACCGCGCUUGACCGGAGGUUCGUUAUACAGAUACCCAGGGUUCAACGUCCAGCAAGACUUCGCCCAACUGCACAACGACUUGAGGUGGAACUUCAUCCGCCCGCAAGGACUCGAAGCCGUGAUGCGCGUUCGAGCGAGUUCGGGUCUGGGCGUUCAAGAUUAUAAUGGAUUCUUCUGCAAACGAACGAUGACGGACAUAGAUUUACCGGCUAUCGAUAGCGACAAGACAAUUGCGGUGACGCUGAGAUACGAAGAUAAGUUGGUGGACGGUAGAGAGGCGUACGUGCAGUGCGCGCUCUUGUACUCAACGACGUCGAUGGAACGUCGAAUUCGAGUGCACACAAUCGCUCUUCCGAUUACAUCUGUUCUCGGUGCGCUGUUUCGGUCGGCAGAUCUGGAUGCACAGAGCGACUGGGCUGUUCGUAAAGCGGCGAACGCCUUACUUUCGGGGAACGGCACGCUCGCCUCGGCGAAAGACGCAUCUUUGCAACAGUGCAUCGCGACGUUGUUUGCAUAUCGUCGAUUCUGCGCAAGCAACAACAGCAGCGGCCAACUCAUCUUACCCGAAGGUUUGAAGACGCUUCCGCUUUACACUUUGGGUUUGCACAAAUCAUACGGCUUACGCUCGGACGCGUCGCCGGACGAUCGAGCGGCAUGGCUCUACCGAGCUUUGCACGCGCCGCCCGAGCUAGCGACGCCCGCCGUGUACCCGCGGCUCUUCUCCAUCCACGACUUGCCUCAAGAUUCUUCGUUCCCGCCCAUUCCUCCGUGCAUGUGGCUAAGUUCAGAGAAACUCAACCAAGAUGGCGCGUACUUGUUGGAAGAUGGCCAAGAAAUCUUAAUCUGGAUCGGUCGACAGCUUCCUGUCGAGACGUUGCGAGAUUUAUUUGGCACCGAAAACGUCGACGACAUCGUCUCUACGCGAGCGACGAUUCCGAAUCUCGACACUCCGGCUUCGAAGGCGUUGAAUAGUUUUAUUAACGCCAUUCGUAAGCAACGCGGCGCUUUCAUGCGGGCUCGCAUCCUCAAACGCGGGGACACGCUCGAGGCAUUGUUUUACAACCGACUUAGCGAGGACCGCAGUCCGGCGGGCAUGAGCUACGUCGAGUUCUUAUGUCAUUGCCAUCGAUUGAUCAUGAACAAGUCAAACUAG